Messenger RNA from Alternaria conjuncta, 2322 nucleotides. RefSeq lists its product as uncharacterized. The record is from RefSeq and is a predicted model, not a curated record. The transcript is spliced from 3 exons. Gene Ontology annotation, biological process: protein phosphorylation. The coding region runs from base 1 to 2322 and encodes 773 amino acids. Gene Ontology annotation, molecular function: protein kinase activity; ATP binding. NCBI's taxonomy places the organism in Eukaryota, Fungi, Ascomycota, Dothideomycetes, Pleosporales, Pleosporaceae.
AUGGCGAACGCUCGGCGCCCUCGGGUGGAAGACAACAUUAACGGUUUUGACACAUACUUCAGCAUAGAUGUCGAUGAUGCAGCACUCUAUGAUGGAUUUACCAACAACAGGACGAGGAACGCGUUCCUUUCGUUUAUGCGGAAGGUCAUCGCUAACCGGAGAAAAGACCUUCGCGGAAGAAACACAGGGGGGAGUAUCGACAGGCUGUGGACCGCAAGGAGGAAUCAUUGGCUGGGCAAGACAGACAACGGCCGACAACCUGCGGCAACGGCAGUUGCGCCAGGCGCUGUUGCUCCAGCCCUUCCACCAGCCGCUCCUCCUAACCCAGCGCCUCCAGUAGUAGCAGUAGCAGUACCAACUGGAUUACAGCAGCCUGACAACAACGAUGAUGCGUCAGUGGCGUCAUCGGAAGCCUCGAGCGGUGAGCGGUCGCCUACCUUUUUCCUUCAGAAUGACCCUAAACGCAAACGCUUCUUGGGUCCUACGGCAGGCCAGAGAAAAGACUUCUACAGUCAUGACGACGGUCGUUGGAAGUUUGCAAUGACUUUGCACCAGACUCGGCUCGACGAUGGCAAACGGCGUUUCAGCCAGGGAACAAUGCCUCGCAAGUCCGUAUACUUAUGUGUUCGUACCAGCAGCACUGGCGUCAUCGAGGAUCGCGUCACGGUCAAAUGUCUGGAAGCAAUAUCAGACAAAGAGAAGAAGGACGCCGAGGACGAGAUUUAUAUGAACCAGAUGAUUAGUACCCUCAAUUGUUCGCAUAUGAUACCAUAUCGUGGCCACAGUCACCGGAAAUCUACCAAAACACUCCGUACUCAUACAGGAAACCAGGCUUUAGAAGGACAUCUGUACAACAUAUACACGUCGUUUGCUGAACUAGGGACUCUCGCACGCAUCCACGACGGGCAUAAGAAAGAAGAGAGACCUGUGCCCGAGCACUUCAUUUGGUACUUUCUCAGCCAAGUGACUGAGGCACUACUGGCGUUGCGGGAUGGUACCUGCUCAUCACCGAAUGCAGCACCCGAAGACCGAGAAGAGACAUGGCGGGCAAUUGUGCACUCCGAUAUCAAGGAUGCGAACAUAUUCCUGCAGGCCGCUAAUACCAAGUACCCUGCAUAUCCGAACGUUGUUGUUUCUGAUUUUGACAUUGCCUGUGAGAAGGGUACAGACGAGAGAAGAUACGACGGUACGCCCGGCAUGCAGCCCCCAGAACGAGAGCAUUCCGCGCUCAAGGAAUUGGAUUGGUUCCCGGAAAGAUGGACUGUCUCGGAGAAGUCGGAUAUCUGGAGUCUAGCUAUGACAACCUGGGCACUUAUGGUCGCUCAUUAUAAAGGUACUGACUUCUAUGACGAAGCCGAUGAGAGAUGUAAAACUUGGGUGUAUAAUGAUGAACUCAAGAAAGGAAAUGUCAGCCAGCAGGAAGGGAUCUUUCCAAGUCGUCUGAGGGAGCUUCCCAAAGAAUACAGCGUGGGUCUGUGCGAGAUUGUUUCGAAAUGUCUGCGAUAUAACCCGGAUGGUCGCCCAAGUCUAAAGAAAUUGCGAAAAGUCAUCGAUGAUCAAUUGGCCAGAUUGGACCGCAUGUACGGCGAUGAGAUAAAGAAGCCAGAAGGCACCAUUGUCGACGACUUCAAACUCGCGUAUACCCCAGAAGAGAGCGAUACUUGGGCACAGUUUGCCUUCGGACAGACUCUUGAUCCACCACGAAAAAGGCGGAAGACGGACGAUGCUGGCGCCUUCAAAGAUGAGUUGAAAAAUGUCGUCAACGAUUGGAAAUCCAAAUCCAGAUAUCCUGUAUCAGGCGCAGCAGACCGCGAUGCUCUAAGUUCGGUUGACCAGAUCAUCAACGACUGGAAACCCGAGUCUAUAGUGAAAUUCCGAGCAAAUCUGCCCCAACUACACGCUUGGCGCUAUCUUUUCACCUGUAUUCGCAAACGUACAUCCCCGGAAGCAUACGUCUAUAGGUACGACAACGACAACGAACAGGAUCCAUCGGAGACGCUCAAGCGCGAUAACAAAAGGACAGUGCUUGAAACACUGCGCGAUGUGGUUGUGCCUAUCGCUAAAAAUGUUGCUAGGACAGUCGCUAGUGAAGCAGCAGAGAAGAAUGGAGAGGAAGCCACACAUGCGGAAAUUGAAGGUACUCCUGAGAUGAUAAGUCUUGACACAUUACGGCAUGCGAUAGAGUGGGGUUUGGUGCUUUUGGAUGUUGGUGCGGAGCCGAGAACUCCGAGAUUGAGUGAGAAGACAAAGAUGCAUCGUGGCAUGCUUGACUUUCUCUUCAAGGAGCCUUCUGGUGUGUACGACUAUGAUCCAAAUUACUAA